CACACAGCUCUCUACACCAUGGUGGUUCAGGCUGCAGUGACUCCAAACAGAUCCCAAAGACUUUUGCUGAAAAUCCCUUAUGGAUCUCUGAGACGACGCAGCGUGGAGAGGAUGACGGAGGGCCGUCGAUGUCAAGUACAUCUCCUUGAUGACAGGAAGCUGGAACUCCUAGUACAGCCCAAGCUUUUGGCCAAGGAGCUGCUUGACCUCGUGGCAUCACACUUCAAUCUGAAGGAAAAGGAGUAUUUUGGAAUAGCCUUCACAGAUGAGACGGGACACUUAAACUGGCUUCAACUAGAUCGAAGAGUAUUGGAACACGACUUCCCCAAAAAGUCAGGACCAGUGGUUUUAUACUUCUGUGUCAGGUUCUACAUAGAAAGCAUUUCCUACCUAAAGGACAAUGCCACCAUUGAGCUCUUCUUUCUGAAUGCUAAAUCCUGCAUCUACAAGGAGCUGAUAGAUGUCGACAGCGAAGUAGUGUUCGAAUUGGCCUCCUACAUUUUACAGGAGGCAAAGGGAGAUUUUUCUAGCAAUGAAGUGGUGAGGAGCGACUUGAAGAAGCUGCCAGCGCUUCCCACCCAGGCCCUGAAGGAGCACCCUUCCCUGGCCUACUGUGAGGACCGAGUGAUUGAGCACUACAAGAAGCUGAACGGCCAGACCAGAGGUCAAGCCAUCGUAAACUACAUGAGCAUCGUGGAGUCCCUCCCGACCUACGGAGUUCACUAUUAUGCGGUGAAGGACAAGCAGGGGAUACCGUGGUGGCUUGGACUGAGCUAUAAAGGAAUCUUCCAGUAUGACUACCAGGACAAAGUGAAGCCCAGGAAGAUAUUCCAGUGGAGGCAGUUGGAAAACCUGUAUUUCAGAGAAAAGAAGUUUUCCGUGGAAGUUCACGACCCACGCAGGGCGUCUGUGACGAGGAGGACUUUUGGACACAGUGGCAUCGCGGUGCAUACGUGGUACGCGUGCCCAGCGUUGAUCAAAUCCAUCUGGGCUAUGGCCAUUAGCCAGCACCAGUUCUACCUGGACAGGAAGCAGAGCAAGUCUAAAAUCCAUGCCGCACGAAGUCUGAGCGAGAUCGCCAUCGACCUGACCGAGACGGGGACCCUGAAGACCUCGAAGCUGGCCAACAUGGGGAGCAAGGGGAAGAUCAUCAGCGGCAGCAGCGGGAGUCUCCUGUCGUCAGGUUCUCAGGAAUCAGAUAGCUCUCAGUCUGCCAAGAAAGAUAUGCUGGCUGCCUUGAAGUCCCGGCAGGAGGCCUUAGAGGAAACACUACGCCAGCGGCUCGAGGAGCUCAAGAAACUCUGCCUCCGAGAAGCUGAGCUGACGGGCAAACUGCCCGUCGAAUACCCCCUGGAUCCGGGAGAGGAACCACCCAUCGUUCGCAGGAGAAUCGGGGCAGCCUUCAAACUGGACGAGCAGAAAAUCCUGCCCAAGGCAGAGGAAGCCGAGCUGGAACGCCUGGAACGCGAGUUCGCCAUUCAGUCCCAGAUCACGGAGGCCGCCCGCCGCCUCGCCAGUGACCCCAACGUCAGCAAGAAACUGAAGAAGCAGAGGAAAACCUCUUAUCUCAAUGCGCUGAAGAAGCUGCAGGAGAUUGAGAAUGCAAUCAACGAGAACCGCAUCAAGUCUGGGAAGAAGCCCACCCAGAGGGCCUCGCUCAUCAUCGACGAUGGAAAUAUCGCCAGCGAAGACAGUUCCCUCUCAGAUGCCCUCGUUCUGGAGGAUGAAGACUCUCAGGUCACCAGCACACUGUCCCCCUUACAGUCUCCUCACAAGGCCCUCCCUCCGCGGCCACCGUCGCACAGCAGGCCCGCUCCUCCCCAGUCGCUGGAGGGACUCAGGCAGAUGCACUGUCACCGCAAUGACUAUGACAAGUCUCCCAUCAAGCCCAAAAUGUGGAGCGAGUCCUCCUUAGAUGAGCCUUACGAGAAGGUCAAGAAACGUUCCUCCCACAGUCACUCCAGCAGCCACAAGCGUUUCCCCAGCACGGGGAGCUGCGCGGAAGCAGGAGUGGGGAGCGGCUCCCUCCAGAGCAGCCCCAUCCGCAGCCUCCCUCACUGGGACUCGCAGUCCAGCAUGCCGUCCACCCCCGACCUGCGCGUCCGGAGUCCCCACUACGUCCAUUCCACGAGGUCGGUGGACCUCAGCCCCACGCGCCUACACAGCCUCGCCCUGCACUUUCGGCACCGGAGCUCCAGCCUGGAGUCCCAGGGCAAGCUCCUGGGCUCGGAGAACGACACGGGGAGCCCCGACUUCUACACCCCACGGACUCGCAGCAGCAACGGCUCGGACCCCAUGGAUGACUGCUCGUCCUGCACCAGCCACUCGAGCUCGGAGCACUACUACCCGGCGCAGAUGAACGCCAACUACUCCACGCUGGCCGAGGACUCGCCGUCCAAGGAGCACAGCCGCCUGUCGCACACCAGCUCCACCUCCUCGGACAGCGGCUCCCAGUACAGCACCUCCUCCCAGAGCACCUUCGUGGCGCACAGCAGGGUCACCAGGAUGCCCCAGAUGUGCAAGGCCACGUCAGCUGCCUUACCUCAAAGCCAGAGAAGCUCAACACCAUCGAGUGAAAUCGGAGCGACCCCUCCAAGCAGUCCCCACCACAUCCUAACCUGGCAGACUGGGAGCUACAGCGAUAGCUGUUUCCUGGAUUCCUCCCUCUAUCCAGAACUAGCUGACGUCCAGUGGUACGGGCAGGAAAAGGCCAAGCCCGGGACCCUUGUGUGAGCCAGCCGGCCUCAAUCUGACCGUCUCAACGCCAUUCUGAGAUCACCUCACUGCCUCUCAUUUGCCUUACCCAGACGCACUGUCACCCUGCACCAGCUUCGGCCCUCAGCACUUUUUUUCUCCUGUCUCCGCAUCCCCUCACCCUCAAAAACCUGACUGAGGAGACAUUCUGGAAGGUUCCGGUCCCACUGUGUGUCCCCUGGCUCUCUUGCCCACAGAGAGCCAGGCAGCAAUCCUCAAUGGCACCCUGGUGGCUUCCCCCUGCCGUGACAGCCCCCAAGCCAGGAACCGACGGGGAAGCUGGCUGGCAUCAAAUUCCUAUGGACAAGUGGCAUGGGUAGAGAACAGGAAAGGGGAUUCAAGUACAGGGUGAUCCAGAAAGACUAUUGAGCUGUGGCAGCCUGCCGCCUGGAGGCCAACCAAGCACUUCGAGCAAACGAGCAAACGAUGCCUGCGGUGGGGAUGUUCACGUGACACCUGAAACAUUCUUUGGGGGAGUGGCUUUUGGGGGAGGGGGAGAAUGAAAAAGGAAGCUUAACCUGUCAGAUUCAUCAGAGGAUCACAAUCAGUUCUAUGCUGCCAAAGAUUUAAAAAAUUAAAAAAAUAAAAACAAAAAAUAAGAGGGGCCAAGAGGAAGACAUUCUUUCUGCAAUUAAAUCUCAAAUUCUAAACUGCUACAACACAGCACAAGUGAAAGUCAACCGUCUGUAAAUUGUUUCCCCUGUUCUUCCCUCUCCUGUUCUGCCCUCUCCCUGAGUGGCGAGCCUGAAAACUAACCUGGAGCGAUGUCCUGUGGCGAGCCUCGGCUGGCACGGCUGACUCGGAUCUCCGGAGUCUGGACGUGAAGCAGACGGACCUGUGGGGAGUAGCAGAGUGUUCUAUCGGCCCUGGUCUGUACGGGGAUUCAGCUCAAGUCCAAGACACAAAGCUGCUCUCCUCUUGGGAUUUGUAGGAACAUAAGGUGAUGAUUGCCAAAAGUGGUUCUCUCUCAUUAAAACAACCAGUAAAUGUGUAUCCUAUUUUUUUGCACAAAGUGUUUUGUUUUUGAUGGGAAACCAAGGGAAAAGCACACUGCGAUCCAUUCAAAGUGUUUCACUGUUGUGGCUCAUUUUAUGUUUGUUAGCACUUGUGUGACAAAGAGCUCAGAUCCGAUUUUGGUUACCAGUGUGUCACUUAUUCAAAAAACCCAAUUAUGCCCAUAGGUAGAAAGAUUUUACUCAACGUGUCUACUAAGCAGAGCAGGGUUGAAAAAAAUAUCAGCUCCCAGGGGGCCCACAUGCCUACAGCAGCAGCAGCCACCUUGACGUACCGUCUGUCUGCAGGUACCAAAAGAAGAAAGAGGAACAAAAAAAGGUGUGGGAGCUGCAUGUUUACACGUGUUUUUGAGCUAUGCUUAAUACACAACUGGAAAGCCAUCAAUCUUCAGAGGCCUCAAAACUACUUUUAUAAUAAUAACAAGUGCAAACUCUUAGUUGGGUCGUUCAAAAUGGCACAAACACGGUCUCCACAGAGGUGGUAUGCUGUGCUUAUUGGGGGAUAUUUUUUUCUCACUCAUAAUGACUUCCUAUUGGAAAGGCAUUUGACAGCCAAGAGACAGGAGCUGGGGUGGGGGUAGUUUUGUGGGAAAGCAGAACUGAAGUUAGCUUUAGUGUAAAAAGAAAAACCUUUGUUCUCUAUGUGUGUGUAAUCUAAGAGGAACAACAGCCUCCACGAGACCAGGAGGGUGAGAAUGGACAGUCACGAAACCACUAACCGUGGGGCGUCCUCCGCUGCGGCUGGAGAGGGCGGGGACUCACAGCGCCCGGGCACUUGUGGAUGAUCUGCAGCCUGGUCUCACGGCUCUGCGCGGCCGGGCUGGCGAUGCCGCCUUGUGGAAGGGAUUAAUAUUCACAGAACACUUUAGGGGUAAACCCUGCAGGAUAAACACAACUGGUUAUAAUGUUACUAAAUGAUUCUGGGGGUUGGCGGGGGCAGGGGGUGGGAGGGGUUCUUGCUCUCAUUUUGAUGGUCAGAGCUACAAACAGCAGUUCUUUUUCCUUCCCUGUUCAGAAACAUCAUACAUUGGACCAUUUUUCUCUCAAAAGAAGAUAUGGGGAUAAUCAAACUGAACUAAGUGCAACAGGAAAAAGUCAAAGGGAAAUAGAGAAGGCGACAAGGUUACAUAAACAAGUACAGUAGUCUGAAGUCACGUGUGAAGUCAGUCGGAUCAAGCUUUUAGCCCAUUUUGGUCACAAGGAAUGAGAGAUGAAAACUAAAUGCUUGGGUUCUGGAUUCAGGGGGCAGAAAGGAAUGGAGUGGGAGGGGGACUACACUUCAGACAAACAUCGCGAUAGUCUGGUAGUAAAGACGGAGAUUAAGUAAAACAGGUUUUACUGUUUAGCUGCGUUCAGUUACUACAAAGUGUACAUAAAUUAUUAGUCCUUUGAGACUGACAUGAUUAAUGAAUGAUCGACGUGGUGGGAAACGAUAUAGUUAUUGUAUACAGGCACUUGCAAGCUCUUUAGAGAUCCCUAUUUCUUUAAAACAAAACAAGAUGCACCAUGAAGCCCCUGGUCUACUAGAAAGCCCCUACUGGAUUCUGUGGAUAUGUGUAAGAAAUCGCCUGUUCAGCCAGCACACUGGUGAAAACGCCCACAUCAGACUUUGUUGUGAGGCAGGUGGAUUUAUUUUAUUAUAUAGAGGUGAAUGUUGGAACUGUUAAAAUUCUGAUUUGUUUUCAUUAUUAGUUUAGUUCUAAAUAUAGCAAACCCCAUCCAGGUGCUAUCAGAUGACCAGUUACUGCUUAGUUAACUAGGUGUAAAGUUUUUCAUACACAUUAAUGUCAAUAGUUUAUUACAACUUGUGUAAAACGGACUCUAGUUUAAUAAUGGGGAAAAAAGGAUUAGGUUGCUCCUGAAACUGUAGAGCAUGUAAAAUGAUUUUAAUGGAUUCUGUUCAACUGUAAUCAAUGAAAAAGAGGUAUGUUGUAGACAAAAUUGCAGAAUUAAAAAGAAAUCUGCUUUUAAUUUAUUCUUUUUGUAUUAAGAAUUUGUAUAGUACCUUUAAAUUUUGCAAAACAGUGUUGUCAACACUUAUUAAAGCAUUUUCAAAAUGAAAACA
This is a messenger RNA of Pteropus alecto (black flying fox), 5832 nucleotides long. It is a transcript of the gene FRMD4A, whose product is annotated as FERM domain containing 4A. Gene Ontology annotation, cellular component: bicellular tight junction; adherens junction; cytoskeleton. The transcript is spliced from 24 exons. The coding region runs from base 19 to 2733 and encodes 904 amino acids. NCBI's taxonomy places the organism in Eukaryota, Metazoa, Chordata, Mammalia, Chiroptera, Pteropodidae. Gene Ontology annotation, biological process: establishment of epithelial cell polarity. The record is from RefSeq and is a predicted model, not a curated record.